AUGUCGUGGUUGUUCGGUUCUUCCAACACUGAAAAGGCUGCUGCCGUUGCUCCGGCCGAGUCUGCGCCCGCCGAGAAGCCCAAGCCAUGCUGCGUUUGCAAGACCGAAAAGACCGCCCGCGAUGACUGCAUGCUCUUCUCCAAAACCGACGAUCCCACCCAGGAGUGCAAGCCCAUGAUCGAGCAAUACAAGGCCUGCAUGGCGGGUUACGGUUUCAAGGUUUAAGCCAGCCCGCUAUACCGUGAGGAGCAUGGAACGGGUCGGACCCAGUACGAGGAGUGACUGCAUGCAAUCGGAGUUAGGUUAUUUGGGUUACUGUAUAUUGCCAUAUUCUAGUCUUGGAGCAUCUCCCUUCUUGUGCAAUAAAUGUAUAUUAUCUAUCGUUAUGUUCUGGAUAUGUAUGUAUCAGCUGUAAGCAAGCUUUCUCUUCAGGCACACAAAGCCGCACGGUCGACAGUGCAGGCUGUCCCGAACAUCAAAUGGGUAUCAUGAGAGAAUCGAAUAUAGUUGCA
Aspergillus ibericus CBS 121593 is the source of this 512-nucleotide messenger RNA. Its product is annotated as copper metallochaperone COX17. Gene Ontology annotation, cellular component: mitochondrial intermembrane space. Bases 1 to 225 code for a protein of 74 amino acids. Gene Ontology annotation, biological process: mitochondrial respiratory chain complex IV assembly. The transcript is spliced from 3 exons. Gene Ontology annotation, molecular function: copper ion binding; copper chaperone activity. Lineage: Eukaryota; Fungi; Ascomycota; Eurotiomycetes; Eurotiales; Aspergillaceae. The record is from RefSeq and is a predicted model, not a curated record.